GCACUUAGUGAUGCGUUGUCCAUAACUCAUAAUGCUAGUGAGUCGCUGACAUCAUGUAUCAAGUAUAACGAGAUGCUACAAUACAAUGUUUUAAAGGAUUUGAUGCUUAUAUUAGAAGCUAGUGAAGGGGACCGAAAUAAGUUGAUAGAUAAAGCCACAAUUCAACAAGACUAUAUUGCCUGGAAGAAGAAAAGUGAGUAUUUUAAAGACACUUCCAAUGGAUUAAGUAACAGGAUAAUGUCUGAUACGUUAGAUGAGGGAAGAAGAGCUGCUGCCGAGCAAUUGAAAAAUACCAAACAAAAAAUUAGUAAAAUUUCAGAAAAGGAGAAGGGGGAUCUAUUCAAGGCAUAA
Messenger RNA from Lodderomyces margitis, 351 nucleotides. RefSeq lists its product as uncharacterized. Lineage: Eukaryota; Fungi; Ascomycota; Pichiomycetes; Serinales; Debaryomycetaceae. The transcript has a single exon. The record is from RefSeq and is a predicted model, not a curated record. The annotation marks the transcript as partial.